This is a messenger RNA of Sceloporus undulatus (fence lizard), 5007 nucleotides long. RefSeq names its product zinc finger BED domain-containing protein 4-like. The transcript has 6 exons. Gene Ontology annotation, biological process: regulation of DNA-templated transcription. Gene Ontology annotation, molecular function: protein dimerization activity; DNA binding. The record is from RefSeq and is a predicted model, not a curated record. NCBI's taxonomy places the organism in Eukaryota, Metazoa, Chordata, Lepidosauria, Squamata, Phrynosomatidae. Bases 1223 to 4501 code for a protein of 1092 amino acids.
AAGAGGACCUGGGAGUUGUGCCAGCUUUGGAGUUCCACAGGACUCUUCCUCAGGAAAGGGAAAAAAGAAUGUGGGAGGAGGGGGAGGAAUGAAUGGGAUUUGCAAAAAGCUCCUCUCCCUAACCUUCCCUCCUCUUUGUUCCUGAGCAGAGAGAGUAUACUGCAAAGCCCAGCAUCCACAGCAGUCUCAAAAUGGAGAAGUCUGAAGGUGGAGGCCUCCAUUUUGCUGUUUCUGUUCUCAAUUCAGAUGGUAUCAAGGGGUAUUUAUUUCAGGCAGGCACCUCUUCCUUCUGGCCAUGUGGCAAAUGGGAGAUCCUCAGAAGUCCAGGAAAUUUAACAGCCAUUUGCAACACAAUAAAAAGAUACACCCUUUGCUAUCCAAUAUGUCUCCAUCCUUUGUGAGGCCACAGGCCCCUUUUGUUAGGCGGAUGACACUGAAUUUCCCAAGAACUCUUCAUGCUUUUGCACCAGGAACUUUACCUUGAGGUAAAGCUUUACCUCAACACCACAUAAAGUUAAGGUAAAACACCAUCUGAAGUUGAGGUAAGGUUUUAUCUCAACACUGCAUAAAUUUGAGGUAAAGUUUACCUCAACGCCACCUAAAGUUGAGGCAAAGUUGACUGAUCUUGCAUAGCUUCCAAGAUCAGGAUGUUGUUGGGCUGCAGCAUUUCUAUCUCCCUCAUAAACUGUACCAAGCUACCUCCCCCUCACCCCCCCCCUUCUCCUGGGUAGCAUUUUCUGUUUUAGUUUGGCAAAUUUGAACCCAGUCAUUGCAAAAACAACAACACACAAUCUCAACACCUCAUUGGCAAGAGAGCUUUACCUUCACUUGUGAACAUUCACAGCCUCUUGCACCCCUGCCGUUUUAUGGCACUGAUGCCUUAAAAGCAAAAAGAAUGUCUGGCUCCUUUAUUUCAUUUGCAAGAGAACCAUCUGUAAAUUCUCACAUCUAGGUGAUCAGGCGGCACAUUUUUUGCUCGUAUGAUCACUACUUGAGAUCAACCAUAAUACACUGACCCAAGGGACGCCACUGGCCCGUCCUGUGACAAACUGGGAGGGUGUGAGGAGAUUAUUUCUCUGUGUAAGGGAGCAUAUGUAAAGGAGAGACUAUUUAAACAAGGACUUUUCUCCCUCCUUUCAGCAUCUGAUCUACCCUGAGGAGGUAUUUCACCGAGGAGUAGAAGAUCCUGGAUCCAGAGGAGAGGAUUCUUUACAAGAAGGUCAUGCUAGAGAAAUAUGAAAAUGCGGCAUCUCUGGGAAGACCAAUGGCAUUAGAGGCUGGAUUGAAACCAUUCCUUUUUGGAGGUGGAACAGAACAAGCGGCUGUCUCCCUGAAUCUUGACAGUGGCAGGAGAGAUCAAGUUGGCCAACCCCUGGUCUCCUUUGAGGAGGUGGCCGUGUAUUUCACUGAUGAGGAAUGGGACCUCCUGGAUCCAAACCAGCGGGCUCUUUACGAGGAUGUCAUGCUGGACAAUUACGAAAACGUAGCUUCUCUGGUGUACCCUCUACCGCCCUCUGUGCCCUGCUCUCCAACAAGGAAAAAAAGCCCUGCAAUGGCCUAUGCUGGGACACAUAGUCUUACAUCGGUCUACCUGUCUGCAGAAAGCAUUCGGCCAAAUCCAUCUGUUUGUAGGAAGCCUUUUUCAAAUCGUUCAGCUGUGUCUGCAAAACCAGAUGCUAGCAAAGAAACCGGUGCUGCCGCCUCCUUAUCUUCAGCUGCUAAAGCCAGAAAGAAGCGCAAGGCACAAAGCGAAGGUCUACCUGACUGUAAACUGCAAUACAACGCAGAAGAAGCUGCUUGGCAAUUUGGCCCUGUCAGUGAAUCUGGCUGGUGCUCCAAUGGAUAUAAUGCCAAUUUUCCAGAGUCCUCUGUGGCAGUGUUGGAGUGCCGAAAUCUAUUGCAGCUGGAAUCCCAGGGAAAAAUUUACAAUGGUGGCAUCCCCUUCUCGGAUCAAGACUCCCGCUAUGCAAUACAAAACAAAACAGGAGCAGUUCCUUUUGACUCGCAUGCACAUUUUCGGAGACAGGACCAAGAGCAGGACCAUAUUCUUGUAGAUCAUGACACCAGCCCCAUAGUGCCCACUACCAAAGUAAGUAAUAUUCCCCCAAAAAUCAUUGGUAAUUGUCCAGAAGAACCAGCAGACGAAUGGAGGCUUUCAGGGGUUAUGCAUCCGGCAAGCAUGCCAAGCCAUCCAUUCAUGGAAUUAAUGCCAGCACCCCUGGCCGGACAGGAACCAACUGAAGGGCAUUCGAAAUCUACUGCCACAGGCAGACGCCACUCUUUUGUGUGGGACCACUUUGACCGCAUUGCAGAUAACCCACACGUGACAAUCUGCAGGUACUGCCACGCUCAAGUGAAAGUUGGAAAGCCUGGAGGGUGCAAGCGCUUGGGGACGAGCUCCAUGAUAAGACAUCUCGAACAUCGGCACCCUGUUCUCUAUAAUGCCCAGAGGAAAAUGGGCCCAGAGAGACCACCAGUCACCAGUCCCCUCUUGGGUUCUUUGCAGUCCACAUUCAGCUAUUGUGGAAUGGGAGGUCAGGUGCCAACUGCUACUGAACCCAGGCCCACAAAUCUUGCUGUUGAAAAACAGUUGCCGAUUGGGGAGUCCCUCAUGAUUGCGCCAGGUUUAAGCCCCAACAGCAGUACUGCCCUGCGCUGCACCCAGGCCCUGGCUAAGUAUAUAGCUAUAUCUAUGGUGCCCUUCUCUAUUGUAGAAGAUGAGGCGUUCCUGGAAUUUGUGCGCAAGCUGUGUCCCCGUUGGGAGGUACCUGGUAGACAGUAUCUCAUUCAGACAGCCUUUCCUGCACUCGAGACAGACAUCCGGACAGAGAUAAGGAAAGACUUUACAUGUGCUGUGGCUGGCGUUGUCCACUUCACCAGUCACUGCUGGACAAGCAGUCAGAGUAAAUCAUACCUAUGUGUAACAGCCCACUGUGUGGCACGCAGGAAGAGAACAUUAGUAAGACGGGCUGCCACACUCAUGUUGACCCAUUUCUCUGAGACACACAGCGCCACAAAUAUAGACAACAAACUGCAGGCUGUUGUACAGGAAUGGCUUGCUCCCCAGAAACUUGAACUGGGAUGUCUGGUCACCUACAGUGGCUCCAGCUUCCUUAGAUAUGCACACCAAAGAUCGGUUAGCCACAUUCCAUGCAUGGCGCACUGCAUCAGCUUUCUUGUCAGGAAUGCCCUGAAGGAUGACGCAAAUGCAGGAUUAAAGAAGGUGGUUGACCUCGCUCGCCGCAUUUGCCAUCAUUUCAAAACUUCCCGAGCUGCCAGUGAAGCUAUCCAUCGCCUGCAAGUGAAGCAUGGGCUCUCAGAGCACAGGUUUAUGUUUGAUGCACCAAGGAAGUGGAACAACACUCUGUACAUGCUUCAGCGCUUGGUGGAGCAGAAGAGAGUUGUCAUGGAGUACCUACUUGACCACACGGCACUCAACCUGUAUGUGAAUCCUGAGCAGUGGGAUGUGAUGCAAGGAUUAGUGGAUAUCUUGGUGAUUUUCGAUGAAACCACCGCUGUCCUCAGUGCAGAAGAUGCAACCAUUGGCCAAGUCCUGCCAUCUGUUGCCAUCAUGGAGCACUCCUUGGAGGAGUUUUUGGACCGUGCGCAAAGCCAAAGAACUCAUAGUGACAGCCCUGCCAUUGUCUUUGCGCAGAACCUGCUGCAAGCAUUGCGGUCAAGUAGGCACAUCUCAGGAAUCAAGAAGGACAAGAAAUUCUAUGCAGCUAGCAUCCUGGAGCUGUUGUACAGGGACAGCACCAUAGCGAAACUCCGUCCAGGUGCCCUCUCCUCCUCCACGGACAUUCAGCUCAAAGACGUUGAGGACUACAUACUGCAGUGUGGGCUGCAAUUCUACAGAAAACUUAACAGAUCUCAAGAAACUUCUCAUGCAAGCAUUGAUACUGACAAGAGGAGCAUGGAUCCUGUUUUGUCACAGCAGCAACAAAUCGCAGAGGUGGCAAGGCCAACCAUCAGCCCUUCCAGUGGGAAUUCUGUGUUGCGUCAACCAAAUUAUAUGCGCAUUAUGUUUUCACAAGGGCUUGUUCCAAACCAAACAGCCAGAUAUCUGCAAGGAACUUCUGACUCUGAGGCUAACUGCCCAGUUCACCUUGAACUGGAGGCAUAUCUCCAGGAGAUGCUCCCCAAGCACUACAUGAAUCCAGACACUAAGUCUCUAUCAUAUUGGGAGCAGAAGCUCAACAUUUGGCCUUCAUUAGCUAGAACGGCAAUUUGGUUGCUUUCUUGCCCACCAACUAGUGUUCCCAGUGAACGUGUUUUCUCGACCACUGAGAAUAUUGUCACCAAGCUGCGCACCAGACUCACUCCAGAAAAUGUCUGUAGAAUGGCAUUCAUCCAGGCCAAUAGAAGUUGGAUCCCCAGCACAAAUCUAUCACCUCCCCCUGAGAUGGACACUGCAGAAGAUAGAUCAAAGAGCCUUGGAGAUGAGGAGGAGGAGGACACUGAAGUAGAGUUUGCCUUGGUAGACACCGAAUGUGAGUGAUGGGAAACACUGCUGAGGCUGGUUUGGCUCAACGGCAAUACAGUACCUGGACUGUCUGGACACCCUAUAGGCUUGCCAUACCAUGUUAAACUUAACCAGUCAUCAUCCAUCUCCUUUAAUCAGGCACAAACCCAUUCAUUUUCUGUUACCAUAGGCAAAGACUUCUCUUUUAUUCCAGAAGGAUUUUAGAACUGUAGGUUUUCAUAGAAUCACAGAUUUGGAAAAUAGAUCUCAAAGGCCCUAGAGUCCAACCUGGGUCUGCCAUGCAGGAAUCCAAGCACUCCCAACAGAUGGCCAUCCAGCCUCUGCUUAAGAGCCUCCAAAGAAGAAGACCACUCUCCAAGGCAACAUUUGUCACUGCCAAACAGCUUGCACCAUCUACAUAUUCUUCCUUAUGUUGAAGUAGAAUCUCCUUUCCUGUAGUUUGAAUCCAUUGCUCCAUGUUUGAAUGUCUGGAGCAGCAGAGUACAAGCUUGCUCCAUCCUCACCCCUUCAAAUCUAUCAUC